CUGGCUUACAGCACCUAACUGAAAUGUGGGCACUAUCUGGAUUACGAUGCCAACUGCAAUUUAUUAAUUCCUAAAAGUAACUAUUUAAAUCCAUGCAACAUAAUCCUAGCUUAUCUAAACAUGCAUUCAAUUACAGAAAGAACUAAAUGUUAUGUGUGGUUGGGAAGCAAUUGGACAUUUACGCGGUGAAAACACUGAUAGUUUUAAAGCUGUACUCAACCGAAGCCCGAUGUUGAGCCUGCUAAAAACCCAGUGUCCGAAAACCCAAUUUGCCUGCCGCCGUAACAAACUUUAGAACUAUCAACAUAGCCGUUGGACACUCCACACCCACCGCCGGAGAAAGCACGAUCGGGAGACAGCGUAGUCUAUUCGCGCCCCGAAUCAGAUUGUUUCCCACGGUUGACCAGCCAAAGCUGUUUCGGAAUGGAAGUGAUAUCAACACGCAGCAGUAGAACUGCUCGAAUUGCUCUGCGAUUGCAGCAGCUGGAAGAAGAGCACGCAAUCGAGUUGCGCAAGAUUGAAGCGGAGAGACGAGCAUUGGCAUUAGAGCGUGAGGCCCUACACGCAAAGUAUAUGUUGCUACAGAAGCAGGCUUCAAUCAAAGCUGUUCGCCGUAAUAAAGUCGGUACAAACGACAACAAACCAUCAAACGAUGGUGAUACGCAGGAUGCUCAUGGACGAGCAGCCGAUCUAUCGAAGGGAAUAACGGUAUCGGGAAUACAAUCGGAGAAGCAAUCGAACCAACCGAUACGACCGUUGUUUACCGAAUUAGCUGAUCGAUCGCAAUUGUCAACUGGGAUUCAGCAGCAGAACAUCGGCGCGUUUCCCGUGGCUAUUCUGAAAGAACAGAGCGAGAUCAUGCAAUGCAAUGAGAAGACGGUAGAAGAGAAAUUUGUACUCUUGCCUUGCCAUGCUGGCGAGAGUAGCACGACGUUUCGAGAAUUAGUGGAUCCGAAUUGGGAGCUGUACCAUACUCAGGCGAACAGUUCCACCGAUCAGAGACUACCGAUCAUUGCAUCCCAACGAAUAAUAGAGCACAGCUUCGGGAAUGACUCGCGUGACCCGAACUACAAUAAUGCUGAAAAUUGCGCCGCGAAUGAAGUACAGUUGCUAGAGCGCGAGAAGAUUAAAUACCACGCGCGAGUGAAACGGAUGAAAUGGUUCGGCAUUCAGUUGGAUCCUGAUACUGGACAGAGGUCGAAGAAAGUGCCAGAGUCUUCAAAGAAUCUGAUGUCGAAUAAUGAAGUGCAAUUCCUCACUGACGUUUCAAAGUCGAUUGCUGCCCCUCUUUUGGACAGCCAUCGAAAUGGGAAUGAAACGAAUCCAGAACGACCGCAUGAUUCUACCUGUUGUUCUAGGGGCUCGAUGGACCAGCUCAUAUCGCUAUCGGCCACAUCCAUUGCAACAUCGUUCGCCUGCAAUUCCAAUGUCGUGGGUUGGUGUUUCGACCUCAAUCUGUCUAUAUUCCCUCCAUCAGGUAAUCUCAAGGCCGAGUUGUUAUUAAACAUCUCCACAGUCCUAAAAAGUGUAUCUCAUCAACUCACGCAAAUCGACACGGCAAUACUGCACCAACACAAAAACAAAUUAUCGCCGUCUCGUAGCUUGAUAUAUCAUUCCCGUUUAUGGCAUCGUUAUGGUCGGAGCCACAGUUGCCGAUAUUCAUGUUGGAAGGCAUACGACCAACCUCGAGGUGCUUCGCUACUACGAAACCGUGAACGAAACUACGUGAGAAGUGAGGAUAAGAGAAGAGAUGAGAAGCAUGUGAACGACACUACUACUACAUGGAUGGGAUAUAUGACUGAUUGCGAGAAUCCGAAUGUUAUGAUGUUCGGCAAGAAUGCUAACGUUGUUUCGUGCAUCAGUAGUCUAAAAAGGCUUGAUCGGAAUGCCGCUAGGAAAGGUGUGAAAGACUCUUCGAGUAAAUACGUAAAUUACUGUUUUAUCUCUUGGGGCCAGAAUGAUCGUCAUGAUGGAUCGGCAUGCUUGAGGCAUGAGAUACAGAAGGAUACUAUUCAACAAGUGAUCAUGGAUUUCGUCUGGGUUGGUGCGCGUAAUCAGCGACUGGUGGCUACAGUCAUGUAUCUCGCCAGGUUACGUGAUGUUUGUUCGCAAUCGUCGGUUUUUGAACGUUUCAUUAACAACGCUUCUAGCGUCUGUGCUCCACCCGCUAAACUUGAGUUAGAGAGUACAAUGAGUGACGCAUUGCAGCUACCUAUGAUCAGAUCAGAUGAUGCUGACAAAAUUAAUAUCGAAACAGAACAAACCUUAACGUCUGUUUUUGGUGUAAAUGUUGAUCCACGAGGUUGUAUCGGCCGAAACCGUGGCGCCAUAAGAAUACAGGACAGUGAAGAAAAUGUUGAUCGAGGUAGCAAGCUGUACCGGGGUGUCUGGCGUAGAGAAGUGAAGUGUGCUGGCAUUAUCAAGUGUGCAGGUAAUGAUUAUCAAUUCGAGAAUGGAGAUCACGAUGUUCGAGGUGAAAGGUAUCGACAGCUGAAUGAAAUAUACUUCAGGGAGCGACAAGAUGUAAUCACAGUUCCCAAUAGCCGCAGAUUGCAGGACAAUGACCGAAGAAACUCCUAUCACCGAGUUGUAAGCUAUAGAUUUAGUAGGGAUGAUGAUUAUGAACUUAUAAGCGUUUAUAGUAGCCAGAUUGUGGGAUCAGUGAGGCAAGCUUCGGUAACAAUGUUGCAAUCUGAAGCAAUAUUUUGAAUACGGUGUGCUGUAAUCAGAGGAAAACAGUUGAUUGACUGCGGCGUAUUUUGGUAAAACUGGAACCGCCAAUGUUGAAACUGGUGGCCAGUAUUACGGGGGGGAGUGUGUUGCCGCUGGGAACACUGUAUUCACUCUGAUGACAGUCAAAUGUUACUGCGACUGACAUGGGAGAAUUGUGUAUAAGAGAAAAGAAGAACCAAAGCUUUGAGGCAGCAAGUGACUUGCAAAUCCGUGCAUCCUUAAUGCAUUUUCGUUAAUUAGUGCGUCUUAAAGAUAGUGAUUUACUUUAAACUAUAUCUAAACAGGUAGCAGUGAGUGAAAUAGUUGAAUUGGUUCUUACUCUAUUUACUUAUAUAAAUUAAACUGGCUUACAGCACCUAACUGAAAUGUGGGCACUAUCUGGAUUACGAUGCCAACUGCAAUUUAUUAAUUCCUAAAAGUAACUAUUUAAAUCCAUGCAACAUAAUCCUAGCUUAUCUAAACAUGCAUUCAAUUACAGAAAGAACUAAAUGUUAUGUGUGGUUGGGAAGCAAUUGGACAUUUACGCGGUGAAAACACUGAUAGUGUAAGUUUCAGUUUAUAUAUAUAUUUAUACCUAAUCUAACCUAUGCAUUACCCUACCCAAUGAAAUAUAUUUACAGUUUAAAGCUGUACUCAACCGAAGCCCGAUGUUGAGCCUGCUAAAAACCCAGUGUCCGAAAACCCAAUUUGCCUGCCGCC
This is a messenger RNA of Aedes albopictus (Asian tiger mosquito), 3432 nucleotides long. RefSeq lists its product as uncharacterized. The transcript is spliced from 2 exons. The record is from RefSeq and is a predicted model, not a curated record. Lineage: Eukaryota; Metazoa; Arthropoda; Insecta; Diptera; Culicidae. Bases 424 to 2709 code for a protein of 761 amino acids.